AUGGAGGAGAACGUGCCCGGGCUGGGAAGCCCCGGCCGCAAUUGGCUCGGAGGACUUCGGAAGGAGAGGUCAUUGUCUGCGAGGGAAGCAGUUGCUUCACAGGAAGCAGCGGAAGCGGCUGCAGCCGUGGCGAAACAAGAAGAGGCAGAAAAAAACGGUUCGCCGGAGAGUGAGGAACCUGUUAAGAUGUCGUUGAUGGAUCUGUUGGGCGACGACUCGGCGUAUAUGCCUUGCGCUCAUACGUUUUGCCGGCUUUGCUCCAAGGAGCUUUCGGUUCAGCGAGGAAGCUGCCCGCUUUGCACUGCUUACGUCUCCGAAAUUCUUCACAUCUUCUAA
This is a messenger RNA of Hibiscus syriacus, 336 nucleotides long. Its product is annotated as E3 ubiquitin-protein ligase DZIP3-like. The coding region runs from base 1 to 336 and encodes 111 amino acids. Lineage: Eukaryota; Viridiplantae; Streptophyta; Magnoliopsida; Malvales; Malvaceae. The transcript is spliced from 3 exons. The record is from RefSeq and is a predicted model, not a curated record.